Lagopus leucura (white-tailed ptarmigan) is the source of this 5621-nucleotide messenger RNA. RefSeq names its product protein DDI1 homolog 2. The transcript is spliced from 9 exons. Gene Ontology annotation, biological process: proteolysis. Gene Ontology annotation, molecular function: protein binding; aspartic-type endopeptidase activity. The record is from RefSeq and is a predicted model, not a curated record. Lineage: Eukaryota; Metazoa; Chordata; Aves; Galliformes; Phasianidae. Bases 470 to 3094 code for a protein of 874 amino acids.
GUGUGAGCUGCAGCUGGGUUGUGCUGAUAAGGGGAGGUGUAGCAGGAAGAGCAGAGGGCAAGAAAUUUGGCUCGCUGUUUUCUCUCUCGCAUCGAGCAGAUGCCUUUUGUGGAGAAGAAGAGGGAACCUGGAGUUAAAACUGACUUUUCUGUGUCGUUCUGGCAGUGGUGGUAUAUCCUUCCUCCCUCUAUGUAUUGUCUAUGCGGAGAGGCCUCUCACUGACAACAACAGAUCCCUGGCCUCCUAUGGCUUGAAAGAUGGAGACGUGGUGAUUUUACGACAGAAAGAGACCAUAGAGCCACGGCCCUCGAUCCGUUUCCCAGCCCUGCCAAGGAUCGACUUCAGCAGCAUUGCGGUUCCUGGGACGUCGGCUCAGCAGCGUCAGCCACCAGCACAGCGUCUUCGCCCGUCGCCUCCCGAUGCGCCUUUGUUCCCUCAGGGUUUGGAAAACCCAGCAUUGCUACGGGAGAUGCUGCUGGCCAAUCCCCACGAGCUGUCCCUGCUGAAGGAGCGCAAUCCGCCCUUGGCAGAGGCGCUGCUCAGUGGAGACCUCGAUAAAUUUACCAGGGUACUGCUGGAGCAACAGCAGGACCGAGCCCGACGGGAACAAGAGAGGAUCCGACUGUAUUCAGCUGACCCUUUUGAUCUUGAGGCACAAGCCAAGAUAGAAGAAGACAUAAGGCAACAAAAUAUUGAAGAAAAUAUGACGAUAGCAAUGGAAGAGGCGCCCGAGAGCUUUGGCCAGGUGGUGAUGCUUUAUAUUAACUGUAAAGUCAAUGGACAUCCAGUGAAAGCUUUUGUUGACUCAGGUGCCCAGAUGACCAUUAUGAGCCAAGCUUGUGCUGAAAGGUGCAACAUAAUGAGGCUGGUGGAUCGGCGGUGGGCUGGCAUUGCUAAAGGUGUAGGCACUCAGAAGAUAAUUGGCAGAGUGCACUUAGCUCAGGUUCAGAUCGAAGGGGAUUUCCUGGCGUGCUCUUUCUCCAUCCUCGAAGAGCAGCCCAUGGACAUGCUUCUCGGACUGGAUAUGCUUAAGAGGCAUCAGUGUUCCAUUGAUCUCAAGAAGAAUGUGCUGGUGAUUGGCACGACUGGCUCACAGACCACUUUCCUCCCAGAGGGUGAGCUCCCGGAGUGUGCCAGGCUGGCUUACGGGACUGGGCGAGAAGAUGUGCAGCCAGAGGAGAUUGCAGACCAGGAACUAGCAGAAGCAAUACAGAAGUCUGUAGAGGAAGCAGAGAAUAGUGACAAAGAAACUACCUCACUGGAAAUGCCCUCAUUACCAGCUUCUGAUGGGUUUCAAAAUCCAGUCCAGUCUUCAGGACUAAGUUCUAAGAUCUGUAAUCCCACAAAUCAAUUACUUGAUCGAUCUGUCUUUGCCCCUGCUUCAACUUGCUUAUCCAAACCUAGCCUCACAGAGCCCACUGAUCCUGGAGCCGUCAAGUCAAUUGAGUCUUCAACUGAAUGCUGGAUCACCCCAGAAAAAGAUCAUCCUCUUGUGUUACAGCAUCUUUCCAAUAACUCUUCCUUGGCAGAUAAUGACCGCUCUCUCCAGACAGAGGAGGUGAAUUCUUGCAGUCCAGCUUGCCUUUCACAGAAAACACUUGAAGAAACAUUUCUUGCUGACAGUCUAAUGGAAUGUAACGCUAUAGAACAGGGCUGUGGUGAGGAACCUCUUUUGAAAGUGACAAAAGAAAAUAGUUUGACUGACAGCCCUACUAAGCUUGGGCAAAUAGAAGAUGCAUCUCUGCCUUCAGAACUAAAGGAACCAAAACAGAAGAAUGAGUUUGCCAUAAACCAUCAGAUGUGCAAAGAGCCAGAGAAGUUUGAGCAUCUGGAGAAACAAACUGACAAAACUGACCCAGAACAUCCUGGCAAUAUUGGUGGGGUUGAGAAACCUGCUGUGGAAGAAGAGGGCCAUACAGCCAGUCAGCCAGGAAGUCUUCCUGCAGAAAUGAGAGAAGGUAGACUGGAGAAAGCAGAUCUUUCCUGUGUGAAGGGGUGUAUCCAAACAUCCUGUCAUGUGCACAUGGAAGUGGAUACAACUGAGCACUCUGUAGCUGAAGUGCACAUCUCAGCAAGCAAGCAGAAGUGGCAAGCCAAAAAUGGAAGGGCAUCUGACCUGAACUCAGAUGCCUCUUCUAUGGAAGUGGAGUCACUGAAGUCUGCAACUUCCCUGAGUGAUGCAGUUUCCACCUCUGAUGUGUUGCAGUCUAAAAGCACCAGUGGAAUCCCCACAAAGUCUAAUGAGUUGUCCAGUUUAACAGCUGAACACAGUUCUUCCCCCUCCAUCAUUCAUCAACAGGACACAGAUCUGGGUAGACAUUUAGAAGAGCCGUGCUUCUCUCUUGCAUCAGCCUUGAAAGAGCUUCACAAACUCCUGAUCAGCUGUAAAGGAGAAUGUAAACUUCUUACAUCUCAAGUUUCUCAGCUGGAAAUGGUUCACAAAGAGCAAGUACAACAGAAGGGGUUUUCUGAAGAUGAGUGGAUAGUGUCAGAUCCAAAUGGCCAGCAACAGAGUAGUUCCUCCUUUAAUGUGAGAUAUGAAGGUGGAAAAGCAGAGGGGAGCCAGCCUUGUGAUUCUGGCACAGAAAACGUUAGUGUUGGGUCUGUCACUCACAUGGAAUCAGCUCCUGGAGAAGACGCCUCAGAAAUUCCAGAGUUUUCAGUUAAUAAUGAUUUGACUGCAGGGACAUCUGACCAACAGGAGAGCUCUGAGCAGGCAAAGGUUUUGCCAGAAUGGUUCCAGUGUCCGACUUUGGAACAGAACACUGUUUCCUCUAAGCCUGCUUUGGGUGAAGGUACAUCUCAAGAUACUCAGGCAUCACUCACAAAAGCACCUGAGAGAAGCAGCAGUUCUGCUCCUGACGGCCCAGCACCAUUGGGUGGCUGUGAGGAACUACUGCCUGGUCCACCUGCUGAGUCCACUGAACUUCCCUUGGUUGCUUCACCUCCUGCUUUCCCUGCAGCUGAUGUUGAUCGAAUCCUUGGUGCUGGCUUUACCACGCGAGAAGCUCUGGAGGCCCUGGAACAAGCAGAUGGGAAUGCAGAUCUUGCUCUUCUCAUUUUGCUAGCCAAGAGUAUUGUUGUUCCUACAUAACUGUGGAAGAGUGGGUCUUAAGACAUAUCUAAAUUACACAUUGUAACGUGCAAGCAGAAUGUUGAGCCAGAGUUUUUAAUUAUUUGCAGCCAAAGUAACGUGUCUGUUCUGUUUCGCUUGUUAGAUUUGGCCUUUUGAAAGAAAGAAAAUGUCCUCGUAUUGCGUGGAUGGGACAGCUUUUAAUUCAUGUUUUUAUUUAAAUGCAAAAUUUUUGAAUAAGCUCCAGUGUUACGAAUAACAGAAUGGCAGAAGCCAUUGAGAUCACCGCCCUGCCCAGCACAGAGCAAUUGUGACGUGAAUUGAGUGUUGUACUGUGCAGCGGUGGCGAGGCGCACACGGAGUUGUGCAGGCACUGAGUCUGCUGUGACACAGAUGCAGAACUGCUCUAAAUGGGCUUUUGGGGUUGUUGCUGUUUUCUCUCCCCUACACCUUACAACCAAAUGUCUGUGAUGCUAAUGAAACAAUUGUGGCAGGUCCUACAGGUGUGUAAAACUUUGCAGAAGGAAUGGGAGGGUGUCAGGAGUUUUUGGAAGCGUGGGUUUGUGUUUGCGUGGGGAGAGCUGGUGCCUGCUUUUGACAAACCCUCUGUGCUCCUGGGCUGUUGUGUUUAAGUUUACAUUAUGGGGAGAGAGGAUGGAGAGAAAAAGGGGAGGGAGAGAAUUUGGUUCUAGAAAAACUAAGAGAUGUACUGACUUACUUGAAGAUGUGCUGAUAUCAGUUGUAGGUGGGGAGGGGAAGUAGAAAGGGGAAAAGAGUAUUUUACCCUUUUUUUUUUCCUUAACAUUGCCCAUAUCCUGCUCCUCUCUACAAAAGAACGAGCUCAACCACUUGAGGCAAAACCUUGAUGAUGAAACCUCAUAACAAAGCAACUGCAUGUCAUGGCUUUUAAUUGCAUCUAUCCUUGGAAAAUGGUUUCUCUGUGUGCUGCAUGGGGUUGUGAUAAGCAGAAUGAAGAAAUCUGCUUUGCACUAGUUUAUCUGGAUGUUUGGGGAUGAUCAGCCUCUCAGAAACUGCAGAAGUCUGCAGUGCCUGAUGGGCUGCUAAUUGAAUACCUCCUGAAGACCGAGGGCUCCCAGGUGGGGCUUAUGGAACACAUGCUGACAUGGCACCCGUGUCACAGCAUCGUGGCCUUCCAAGAGGUCCCUGGGGAGCAGCCUGCCUGAUCAGGAUGUGCUGAGGCUGUGCUGUAGGAAGCCGUUACCAGAUGCUUUUUUCUCAAGUGAACGACUUCGGGGGGUUUGCAGAGCCUCAAAAUACUCCUGGGGUUGGGAAAGGAAAGCAUGUUGAAAUAUGAUACCAAAUUUUAAGUAGGAACUUUCACUUAAUCUCACUCAUGAAACUCUGGAGUGGCUCCCUGUGAAAGCUUAAACUUUCUGCUUUGGAGCUGACCUGAAGUGACUGAUGGGCAGUGCUGGAAACAUGACUUGUCCGUCGUUCGGUUGUUGUUGUUGUCCCAGACCUCUCCCUGGUGUUUUGUUUUCCCUGCUCCUUAGCAGGUUUGCCUAUGUGUAUGCCAGGCUUUUCUUUCAUGUAGGGUAGCGUUUAAAAACAGCUCAAAUUUGGUUUCAUUUGUGGGCCUGCAGAGUUGUGUGUCUGAGUGGUGGUCAUCAGAUCUUUCUUAGGUGCUUGGGUAGCCAAGAUAUCCGUUAUUAAGAGCUGUAAGGCAUUCCUCUGUUGGAAGCAGCUUUUGCUUGAGUUGUGGGUGUACCAGCGAGGCUCGCUGUCCCCAGACACACUUCACUUAUAUCCCACUGCUGGUGGUCUCAGCAGCAGGCACUGCUCUGCGCUUGCACUGGGAGCAGUGUUUGGCUCUUUGGGAACCCCUCUCCUGAGCAGCAUCGGGUAAUUCCUGCAGGCUCCCUUCAGGAGCUGUUAAUGAGGCAGGAUCACAGCUGUAUGAUCUCUGUGCCGUAGUGAGAGUUGGCCCCAGGUGAAGCUUGUUGGUACUCUGCAGUGAGCGCCCCAAAUAAUCGAGAUCUUGUUCUGCACGGGGUAAUGCUUGGACUGCUAUAGGAGUGCAGACAGCGUCAUCAGAUCUCUCCAGAAGCUUUAGGAAAUAAGAUUUCAAUAUUAGGCCUAUUCACAUCUGAUUCACUACCAAAAACUGUGAGUAGAGCUCAGCUCCAGAGCCUCCUCCCUGGAAGCCGUGUUUCUGCUCCUGAUUCGUGCCGUGGGUCUCAGCGUGAGCCCCAGCUCUGACGUGUGCUCUGUGCACCACCAGCACAGCUGCAGGUUGGCCCUCCAGGAUGCCUGCGGGUUCACUUGCUGCCAGCUCCUUGAAGCAUCAGUGUUAGCCAUUUGAUGUUACACCCUGCUCGUAUUUACACCUUUAUGUUUUUGGAAGCAAUUGCUAAUAGCUAGGUGAAGAACUGCUGCUUUGCACCAAAUUGGUUAAAGUCUCUAGUUUUAUGGCCAUGUUUACUUAGACUGCAUAUACAGAAUUUGUGCUGUAAAGGCUUUAGAGCAUCUGCCAACUCACUUCAGUGCUCAGUUUUAUUCUUUGUCAAAUAAAGGUUUUGAAAUCUGC